Molecule: messenger RNA, 714 nt
Organism: Tarenaya hassleriana
Lineage: Eukaryota; Viridiplantae; Streptophyta; Magnoliopsida; Brassicales; Cleomaceae
Product: transcription factor DYT1-like
Exons: 4
Coding region: 4-630 (208 amino acids)
Biological process (GO): regulation of DNA-templated transcription
Cellular component (GO): nucleus
Molecular function (GO): protein dimerization activity; sequence-specific DNA binding; DNA-binding transcription factor activity
Source: RefSeq, a predicted model, not a curated record
UAAAUGGAUCCACUAAACGCAUUUCAAGAAUCAGUCUCUGUGUCGGUCACCAAACGGAGGAUUGGCCACAGGAAAAACAAUAAGAACAACGAGGGAGAUGACAGUAAAUUCACAUCUAAGAACCUCGAAGCCGAGAGACGUCGAAGACAGAGGAUACAUUCCCGGCUUCUCGCCCUGCGUUCUCACGUCCCCGUCAUCACCAACAUGAAGAAAGCGACUAUAGUUGACGAUGCGAUAACAUACAUUCAAGAUCUUCAGAUGGAAGUGGAGAAUCUUUCUAAGAUGCUCCACGAAAUGGAAGUUCCUGAAGUAGCGGUUGAAGAAGAAGAAGAAGAGAUGGAGAUGAAGCCGCGACUGAAAGAUUCUCAAUACGGGAUCGGGGAAGAUGUUCAUGUGAGUAAGAUCGGCGAGAGCAAGUUCUGGUUGAAGAUAAUAUCUGGGAAGAAAGCCGGCAUCUUCACCAAAAUCACAGAGGCCAUGAGUUUCGUCGGAUUCGAGAUCAUUGACAUUAGCAUUACCACUUUCAAUGGGGUCAUUCUUGUCUCCUCUUCUGUUCAGGGAAUCCACGAGGGUUCAAUUGAUGUUGAACAGAUGAGGAACUUGCUUGUGGAGGCCAUGAGAAACGCAUGAAGAAUUGCAGAUUCGCCAUUAUAUAAUACACAUCAGUCCCAUGAAUUUUUAUUAAUUGAUCACCAUUUAUUAUUAUUAUUAUUA